Messenger RNA from Gambusia affinis (western mosquitofish), 8304 nucleotides. RefSeq names its product shroom family member 4 (gene shroom4). The coding region runs from base 214 to 5649 and encodes 1811 amino acids. Gene Ontology annotation, molecular function: actin filament binding. Gene Ontology annotation, cellular component: adherens junction; cortical actin cytoskeleton; apical plasma membrane. The transcript is spliced from 13 exons. NCBI's taxonomy places the organism in Eukaryota, Metazoa, Chordata, Actinopteri, Cyprinodontiformes, Poeciliidae. The record is from RefSeq and is a predicted model, not a curated record. Gene Ontology annotation, biological process: actin filament organization.
CGGCUGGCCAUGUUGGACGUUUUCAUUUCACUUCCUGCUCCAAUUGACUGGCGAUCCCAAUUAACCACUCGGAAGGGAGCGAUCAGCCAACGAGAACGCAGGGAAGCCACGUGAGUGUUGCGUAAAGAGCGGUGAUGGAGAGGCCAGAAGGAUCGCUACCGGCACCGCUGGGCUGCUAACCACCGGCACUGAGAAGCUUCGGUGCGGAGCGGCAUGGAGACCGUGGAGCAGCUCGUCUCCUUCCACCACAUCCAGGUCCAGCUGAACGGGGGCGCGCCUUGGGGGUUUACGCUGAAAGGAGGACUGGAGCACGGCGAGCCGCUCAUCAUCACUAAAAUCGAGGAUGGAGGGAAGGCUGCGCACUGCAAGAGGCUGAAGGUUGGAGAUGAGCUCAUCAACAUUAACGGCUCCGCCCUUUACGGCAGCCGACAGGAAGCCCUCAUCCUCAUCAAGGGGUCGUACAGGAUACUGAAGCUCACAGUGAGGAGACGCAGCGUUCCUCUCAUCAGGCCUCACUCCUGGCACUUGGCCAAGCUGUCGGAGCCGCUGCCUCCGCCCCCUCCUCCGUCUCCUCCGCUGCUGACCCCCCGCCUGCCCCUCGCCGACUCCCCACCGCUCCCCCCUCCUCCGCCUCCGUCUGCCAUGCAGCUCCACUCCGGCUCCUACACCCUACCCUGGCACACAACCGACAACAGUGACGUGUCCAUGCAGUGGUCUCAGUUGCCCAGACCGUACUCCUCCACUGACCGAAGCAGCUCCCUGGGAUCUAUGGAGAGCUUGGACACACCGACACCCACCACACAGCCAUAUUCCGACUCCCACAAUUCCCCCGUUGACCCUACCCUCUUCAACAACAAGCGGGACUCUGCCUACAGCUCUUUCUCUGCCAGUUCGAACACAUCUGAUUACGCUGCUGUGCCUCUAAGGCCCGGUGAGGCCUCUUCCAUGGAUAACCUCCUCCAGAGCCUCAGCCCAGCAUGUCAAGGUUACCCUGGUGAAGCUUCCACUCUAGGGAGGUCGCCUGGUGAGGCCCCAGAUGAGGCGCAUCUAAUUGUGCACAAGUCCAGAUCGUUGACCAGGCCAAAAACGAGGCCCACUGAGAUAAAAGGGCGGCCGUCAUCGUGCUGCUAUGAACACAACCAGAGGGAAGGGGGUUUGGACAUUGUUAGAAAUGGAGAAUCUCAAGUGGAGAGAAAGAACAACCCCCCUCAACCUCCAACUAGAAAGGACAGCUUUAGGGCCACCCGGAGUCGUACUAAUGACGGCAACAAACAUUGCAUAUCAUCUGCAGUUGAAAACAGUACUUGUUGUAAAGAAAACCUGCCCUGUCUGAAUGUCGAUUCUGGAAUUCAAAAUGGUUUCUCUGCACCAGAAGAGGGUGACCAAACUGAGAAUGUAAAAACAGAUUCAACACACUCACACUUUAGUCAAAGACAAAUUGAUGAAUUUAGACAUAUUAAAGGUGAUGGCAGCUCUGAAAAUGACUCUAAGUCCGAGGCGCACUCGGAGCACUUCUCUGACUCGGUUCCAACCUCAAAAGUUCCCAUCACCCCAUUUGCUUCUGCUUCCUUACCCUCUGAAUCCUCCACAGAGAUUCAAGGGCAGUCCCAUGUUGACCACUGUCAGACCAAUCACUCCUCAGCAGGCCUUCACCGGCACAGUGCACCCGAGAAGCUGCUCGCCUCUCAGCUCCAGCUACUGCAGUUCAAUAGCAAUGACUCUUCUCUGGAGGUUUUCAACCCAUCAAACCCAUCUGAUCACUCUGUAUCGGCCUGCAGCAGCCAGUGGUCCCAUGCUUCAUCACUUCAGCACACAACGGAAGACUCAACCUUUCCCACAUUACAUAAGAUGGAAGGUAGUCGAUGCUCGACUCCAGGAUCUGUCUUCCUGGAGGGAGAAGUUGAGGAUAGUGCGUCAGUUGAGAGGCUAGAAGCUGUGGGUGUAAAUGGGAGGUCUCUGUCACCAGUUCAUCAUCAUACACCUUGGGGACGUUCUGUAAGCGUACCAGGUGAACCCACUGGAUCAUCAACCCGGGAACAACUGAACUCUGAUCACAUGGCAGAGAGUGAUUUUCAGCCACUCAGUGCAGCUGCCAGUGUGGAUACUUUGCUGGACGAGCAAAUGCUUGUAGAAAAGCGGAUGACGGGGGAUAAGAAUGAGGAAGUGGCAGAAAGAGAGGAAAACACAAAGAAGUCAAACUCAUCCAAAAACUUUCGGCGGAACCGUCGACGCAGUGAACGAUUUGCCACCAACCUCCGCAACGAAAUCCAGAGGAAAAAGGCGCAACUUCAGCGGGGUCAUGGUCCAGGAGGGCUGCUGUGCAGCAGAGAAACUGUCCAGGAAGAGGAAUGUUCAGACCUUUGUGAAGAUGGACCAGACCCAAACAGGCCUAUUCAGAAGAAAUCUGUCAAAGUUGCCUUUGUCACACCAGGAGUCCCUGAAGAUUCCCAAAACUCUUCACAGGUCAAGACAUCAAAAACCUUAAGAGAGCCAGACUGUGGCAUCUCCCAGACUCAGACCACAUCCUUCCCCCAGGGCAAUAAUCGAUCCAGGUCUGUUCAGAUUCUGGAUCCAGGGGUCUCCAGCUUUGGUGUCGGCAUCAGAGUUGUUGAGGAACCAGCUCCUGCUGGCAAGGCUCGCCGCUGGCGAUGGACGCCUGAACACAAGCUCCAACUAGAACUAGAUGGAGAUCGACGGUGUGGAGUCUCGGGUGAAAAGGUAUUGGGUGUAACAGGGUCACGUCAUGGAGUUUGUGCCUUCACUUCCUCAUCAGGCUCCUCCCACAGUCGCUCCUCUUCAAGCUCUCGAUUAGAGGAGUCAGAUAUUCUUCCAUUUGCAGAUAGAAUGAAGUUUUUUGAGGAGACUUCCAAAGGCAUUCCUGUGUCAAAUACAUCAAAUAGGUCCAACAACAGGCAGAACCAACCAGACUGGCAUCAAGAGCAACAGACGGAAGAUCUAGGGCAAAAUUCUACCCAAAGGAGAUACUCCUACCAAGGAGCACAAGAAGAAAGUGUCCAUCCUCCAAAUAAUAUGGAACCUAGGCGGCAGCCUGUCAGUGCAAUUAGGGAGAGACAGAAAGAGAUUGAGAAAGAAAGGGAGGAAAGGUUGAGAGAGAUGGAGAGGCAGCAACAGCUAGAAAGACAGGAGAGAGAACUAGAAAUGGAACGGGCAAGACUGAGAGAGAUUCAGCGAGAAGAGAGGAUGAGGCAGAGAGAGAGGGAACGAGAGAGGGAACUGCAAAGAAAAAGAGAGGCUGAGAAGGAAAGAUUGGAACAUUUUCAACAUGUCCCACCUCAGGACUGUUACAGUCAUUCUGGCAUCAGAGAACAAGAGCGAGAAAUCCAGCUUAAGGACCAAUUCCACAACUGGCAGCCCAAACCUCAGACAUUUUCUCACUGUCAAAACCAAGUCCAGGGGUCAGCGUUUUAUCCCGUCAGCCAUCAUCUGCAGCCAGAGAAACAAGACUCUUUACAUCAGGGGUACAACGCAAAGAGCUACACACCCACAGAGACGUUUCACGCCCCGCAACAGGAAACGGUCAAACUCAACAGGAAGUACAGCCUGACGGAGAGAGACUACUCCACCUGGAGACGGGAGUCCAGGCAACCGCCAGCUGUUCACCAACAGCAGCAUCAUCUUCAUCAGGGGCACUCGGACUCCAGACGGCCUGCCAGUCGUGGUGACGAGCGAGAUGUCUACAACGCCGCGCCCCCGCCGGCACCCCUUUACCUUCGAGGACGAGCCAUGUCUGAAAACGACCUGCGCUUCGAGACCAGCCACCGCUGGUCGCCCUCUAUCUACGCCGCCUCGAGCCAGACCCUGAGUGAGAUGGAGGAGGGCGGAGACUCAUCGAGCGCAGCGCGGCAAAGGAAGAAGAAAACCCCACCUCCGCCGAGACCACCCCCCCCGAAGUGGGAGCAGUUCCACCGCCGACGGGCGUCUCACCACGCGCUGCUCGCGUCCUCUGCGUUUGCCGCUCCGCAGCCCAUCCCAUCCUCCUUCGACAGCACAGAGGGACGCUACUCGGUUCACUCGUCCUCCUACGUCCCGCCACCUGAUGAGUCCCGGCAGAGGUCCUACAGCCUGCCCCCGGAGAGGCAAGAAGCAUCAGAGACCUGCUCUCGAUGCAGCUGCAGUCAGACUCAAACUCAGGAGCACGCGUUCUCUCGACCGUCCAGCCAAAGUCCAGCUCCGUUUCAGGAGCACGCCUUCGCUGUUGCCCCGCCCAGCCCGAUGUUCUCCAGGAAGGCCUUCAGGCCUGUGGCGCCACGCCAUGUUGAGAGGGAGGAUGACUUUGUGGCGGAGCCUGUAGUAGCAUCUCUACCUCCACCUCUACCAGCUAAGACCAGAAUGAGAAGUCCAUCAGGGUUGAAUGUGGGCCUCAGUCUAGAUCUCAAACCAUUGCCCAGCACCAGACCUAGAGCCGAGCGGGAGAGACCCCCAUCUUCUGGGGUUCAUAGUCCGUCUCCGGGUUUAGAAGUUGGCAGACCGAGAGAGGAUUAUCCUACAGAAGCAUACUUCAGUCAAGGAGAGCUCGAGCAUCACCAGGCUUUCACAAACAGAGACUUCCAAGUUCAAGGUCAGCAGAAACACGCAGAGUCGGAAAAAACUCUGAGCCCGAGCCCGGUCCACAGCCUGGAGGUUGAGCUGGAGGUUCCCUUAGAGACGGACAUCGACGAUUUCCAGGAGCUGCCGGUGGAGGACAUGGCCAUCACCAGCGAGCUGCCGUGCUUCGCGCAACCCGUCACAGUGCUGGAGACAGACAUCGACACGCUGCCGGAUCCAGAGGCCUCGCCGUCAGCUGAGACUCUCGAUGGGAGCGGCUCGCUGGAUGAGGAGGAAUUGGAGCUUUUCCCUCUGAGUGGCGAAGGAGAGUCUGGGACGGAAAGCUGGAGAGAAGCCAGUCAGUCUGUGGAGCACAACACCAACAGCCUGGACAGGCAGUCCGGGGCCAGCUCCAGCUGUUCGUCCUAUUACCACACGUCUGCAGCCAAGGCUCAGCUCCUGUCGCAGAUGAAGGACUUCACCGACAGCAGAGAGAAGCUCGAGGACGACGAGCUCGCCUACAAGAAGCAGCUGAUGGAGAGCCUGCGUAAGAAGCUGGGAGUGCUGAGGGAGGCUCAGAGGGGACUGCAGGAGGACAUCAGAGCCAACGCACAGCUGGGAGACGAGGUGGAGAACAUGGUAGUGUCCGUGUGUAAACCCAACGAGGUGGACAAAUACCGUAUGUUCAUUGGUGACCUUGACAAGGUGGUGAGCUUAAUGCUGUCUCUGUCUGGGAGGCUGCUCAGAGUGGAAACCACACUGGACACGCUGGACCCUGAGACAGAGCACCAGGACCGGCUCCCCCUGCUGGAAAAGAAACGUCACCUCAUGAGACAGCUGUCGGAGGCUCAGGACUUGAAGGACCACGUCGAUCGCAGAGAGCAGGCCGUCAGCCGGGUUCUGGCCCGCUGCCUCACUCCAGAACAGCACAGAGACUACAGCCACUUUGUGAAGAUGAAGGCUGCCCUGCUGGUGGAGCAGAGACAACUUGAGGACAAGAUUCGGCUGGGAGAGGAGCAACUCAGAGGGCUGAGAGAGAGCCUGGGCCUGGGCCUGGGAAUGGGAAUGGGAAUGGGGAUAUCGAUGGGAUACGGACAUUACUGAGCAAGACAGAAGAAGUGACAUGAAGGAUGAAGCCGUUAACACGUUCAGUUCAAAUCAAGUCCAACACGUGGAAGACAUGUUAUCAAUCGCACAGUUAAGGACAAUAUCUUAAUAGUUGUAUGACGACACUAAAUACGAAGCUGCUGCAGACGGUUACUUAGACAUAAAUAUAGGAAUUAAAACUGCUUUUGAAACUACUAUCUGAUAGUAAGGGUAUUCACACACAACCACUGGCAAAAAGCAGUUUAACAAAGGAUAUUCUGACUCUUAAUUUUAUCCCAAGAAGCACGUGAAGUCAUCCCAGAAUGGUCCUACAAGACAGCUCAACAGGCAAACAUUAAGGCAUGGAAAAACAAAGAUGAAGACAAGACUCUCAGCAUCAUAGCGAAGACGAAAACCAGCUAUAGAUAACACUUAUCUAUAGAUGAUAGAUAAGUGUCCGAAAAGCCUGCUUGUUGCAUAUUUUCAAGGCCACGACAAAGAAAUCAAACACUUUGUGCCUUAGACAUGUACUGUACUAUUAAACUGACACUAUGUAUUUUCUGUUGUUACACACUUUGUUGCCAAAGACAUUUUUGCGAGAUGACUGUGUCAUUCACUUCUGUUUUUUUUUUUAUAUUUAAACCUCCCAGUUCGGAGAACUUGAGGAGUUUUUUUGGUGCUUCUCAUAUCCACACUAAAGCCAAUGUUUCACAGUGCCAUUGUCAGCUUUAUUAACUGCUAAACAUUGAUUCUGCAAGACAUAAAUAUACUUUUAUUGUGUUAUUUUGUGUCACUUUACUGUACUUGUGUGGAGUUUGACACUCCAUGGACUGACUGUCACGUAACGACCUUUAUGUACAGGAGGCACUAGUGUUUAUUAUGUAUAUGGUUUGUAUAUUGUGGUGUUGAUGUUCAAGAACAUUCAUUUUAAAAGAUGGGUGAGAAGACCUGGAAGGGUUGAAGUUUACUGUAUAUGUUUACAAUGAAUGAAUCCGGAGUGGAGUGCGGUUUGUGUUGCAUCAAGUGAAGUUUGCAAAUUUAUUUUCGGCCAUUUUCUAUUCCCAGCUGUCACCUCAGCUGACUUGGAAACUAUGCUAGUUUACCUUCAUAUGGAGAGAAAUCUGUACAGCAGGUAGAUGACUUUUAGUUCCAAAGUGCAAGAAUAAAACCUAACGUUUACCAACAUAUCCACAUUUUUCUAUACCGUUUUUAAGCAAAACGUGUUUUGCAAAAUUAGAUAUACCAUAUUACCAAAAGUGGAAAAACACUUCAGGGACAAAAAUACACACAUCAAUAAACAAAACCAAAAAUUAAAACAUUUUGGAAGUACUAAAUAUUUUUCAAAAUGUUUUUGUUUUAUCCAUGUUUUUUUUUUUUUGUUGCUGUCGUGUGUAUUAUUAUUUUUAAAUUCUGUUUUAGUCUUCUCAGGCUGUACCAUUGUGCCAGGACAGGCUAGCUAGCAGGUUAGCUUAGCAUACAAACUUAAUCUUUGGGGGGAAUUUCUUUUGCUGUCACAAUUUAUUUAUUGUUCCACCAGCAAAACUCAAAAUUAAAGAGGUGCUAGUGUUUUCUUCACGCUCAAAGAAUCAAACAAAAGCAAAGAGAACUACUUAUUACAUCAGCUAGCUUGUUUUGCUAGCUAGUAACUUUUUGUCUCAAUAUUAACAGCUAGUUUUUUAGCUGUGAGUUUAAAAUGUAGGUAGGCAGGUUUUAAGUGUAGCUUUGUCCAUUCCCACUACAUGCUACAAAAUAAGCAAACAAGCACCUAAAAGAGAACCUAUCUCCUGUCACAUUUUUCCCUACAGAGCAAAGAUCUAAAUUGUGCGGUCGCUGUAAGAAUCUUGUUGAAGGUCAAGAAAUCUUUAAUUUUUUAAAAAAAUGUGUAGGAUUUUAUCUUGCUGAACAUUCCUAGUUGGCUGAGUUCUGUUUUAAAAUCAGUCACCUAAAGUACUCUAUAAUCUCGGUCAGUUUAACACGAUAUUUGAAUACAAGACACAGAGAGAGAUGCAGUUUACCAGCCACCUUGUGUUGCUGUUAAUACUUGUUAGGCUGGUCAAUGUCGACCACUUAGUGGGACCUGAUUAUCCGGCGGUUAUUCCCUUAUUUUUUAAUAGUUGUAUGCUACUUUUCUGCCACCUAGUGGGCAAUAGCUGCUAGUGUAGGAUGAAGUCACUGACGAAAUCUUAGAAGAAUGGACAUGCUUAAAGCAGCAGAGUACUGCCUCUGAUAAAAACAAGUUUAAAACAUUUUAAAACAAAAGGAAUUGAAAAGUCAAGUAAAGAAACAUAGCCAUUCGUUAAUUGCUGCUAAAGUCAACCUGCUCCAUUUUGAAGUAGCUUGAAGUCUAUUGAAAGCUGCACGUCAAUAUCAGCAAAGGACUCCUCUUGUUUUUAGUUGUAAGCAACCCUAAGUCUAAGAUUACAUUGUUCGUUGUCGUUACUGUGUAUAUUUCUGAUUGUUUUCCUGUGGUGCAAACAGCAAUUCUCAUUGGAAAAUUCAUUGGAAACAUAUUGAUAUUUUAAGGACAAACAUUGCCUGUUGGACCUGUAAGAGAGUGUGUUUCUUUUGUUUGUUUGUUUUUUUUUUCGGUUAAAUUUUGAUUUAUUAAAGAAAACAUUUUGUUACUGCAAAAACACUUGUGUGAGGAAAUUGUACCAUAAAUAAUAAUGACUU